Molecule: messenger RNA, 1487 nt
Organism: Zerene cesonia (dogface butterfly)
Lineage: Eukaryota; Metazoa; Arthropoda; Insecta; Lepidoptera; Pieridae
Gene: Sclp
Product: leucine-rich repeat-containing protein 40
Exons: 4
Coding region: 173-811 (212 amino acids)
Molecular function (GO): protein binding
Source: RefSeq, a predicted model, not a curated record
ACCUACGCCGCGCUCAUAUUUACCAGUGCUGCCGUUCAGCCAGGCGCUACGCGUUUCGGAACGGUGUCUAAUAUAUUUUAUUGUUACCUUGGACCCCCGUGGAAUACUGUUGUUGUGGCAACACAGUGACCUCUCAAACUGAGGAGUGCAGUGGUGAUAAACAAGUGCAGUGAUGAGGCCUCCAUCGGAAUACAACGAUACUCGGAUGCCCGCUGAGGCGGAAGAAGGCGAUCCUAGAGCACCUGCCAUGAUGAUUUGCGCAAGAUUAGCUGGCCGCGCCAUCAUCAGAGUUGUCGGUCGAUGUGAAGAUGCACAGGAAAACAGCCAAUUAGAUUUAUCGGAAUGUCAACUAAUGCAAGUUCCUGAUGCAGUUUAUCAUUUAAUGCGACACACAGAAUUAAAGAGCUGUGAUCUCAGUGGAAAUGUUAUAACAAAAAUACCACCAAAGUUUACUGUUAAAUUUAGUCUUAUUACAGAUUUGAAUCUUUCAAAUAAUCAAAUGGCUAAGUUGCCGGAUGAGCUGUGUACUCUAGCCUGCCUCGAGCGGUUGGAUAUUUCCCACAACUCCUUUGUAGCCCUACCUCACAUUGCCUUCCAAUGUCCUAGUCUGCACACGCUGCUUGCACAUCACAACCAAAUUAUUGAAGUGGAUGUCGAUAGAUUAGCGAGAUCUCGUGCCCUCGAAUAUGUAGACCUUAGUGACAACCCUAUUCCACCACGCACACAUGCAGAGUUGAAGCAAAUCACACAUCCCAGGAUAUCUAUAUCUGAGAGACAGAAGGAAGACUGGGAAGAAGAUCUCUUAAUAUAGAAGGAAAUGUCCUUAAUUUCUGAGUACUAGAUAAUAAGGGAUCAGUGUAUGUUAUGUCCAAUAAGGGACUGGUCCUCAUUUCAACUGUGAUUUUACUGUAUUUGACCUAAAAUAUGGUAAUUCUAGUUUCAUAGACUUAAUUUAAGCCUAGACUGCCUAGGUGUUUCGCAGUAUAUAUUUAAGUGCUCAAAUACUACUUAUUUUUUUUAAUAACAAUUUCUAUUCAAUUAAAAAACUAUUAUUGUGUGAAGUUGUUUUAGUAAUAAGUUUCUGAAAAGAGGGUGCUCAAAUGCAUGCAUAAUUAAGUUGUGAGUUGUUGCUGAAAGAAGAAAGUUUUAGAAGCAUCUUAAGUGCAACUCAAUACUAAAAAAAUUUUAGCAGUCAGAUGUAAAUAUGUAUUUUGAUAUCAUCCACUAUGUUCUUUUAUUAUACUUUGAAGUGGAUAUUUAGUUAUUUUUGUUAAUCUAUUAAUUUCUUUUUGGCCUGAUUCUUAGAAUCAUUUGUCACUGUUUCCUUAAUUUUGUGUAUAUCUAUUGAAAUUAAUUGUAAUUAUUAGUCUAUUGAGACUGUACAUUCAAAUUUUAAAAGAGGUUAUUCAACUAUAACUGUUUUAGUUACACAUAUAGUUAAAGUUGGUAAUGCCAAAAUUGUUUAAUAUUUUAACUGAAUUAUUAUA